Molecule: messenger RNA, 1023 nt
Organism: Fraxinus pennsylvanica
Lineage: Eukaryota; Viridiplantae; Streptophyta; Magnoliopsida; Lamiales; Oleaceae
Source: the annotation of a GenBank genome assembly
AUGGAUAGUAAUAACAAUAUUGUUGCGCUGUUUGUUAUGAAAACAUACCAAAUGGUGAACGAUUCCACAACGAAUGAGAUAAUUACAUGGGGAAAGGCUAAUAAUAGUUUUCUUAUUGUGGAGCCUUUGAGUUUUUCGAAGAGUAUUUUGCCAGCUUUCUUCAAGCACAACAAUUUCUCAAGCUUUGUUCGUCAGCUCAAUACUUACGGUUUUAAAAAGGUUGAUCCUGAUAGGUGGGAGUUUGCAAAUGAAUGGUUUUUACGAGGUCAAACUCACUUGUUGAAGAACAUAGUGAGGAGGAAGCAUGGUAGUAAAACCUUUGGUUCCUAUCAAAAACACGAAUACGAUGAAGAUGAGGAGCUAUUGAUGGAGAUUUCAAAGUUGAAACAUGAACAGAAGAGUUUGGAACAAAAGCUCGAGUGCAUGAACAAAAGGCUGGAAGCAACGGAGAGGAGACCCCAACAAAUGAUGACUUUCUUAUACAAACUCGUUGAAGAUCCAGACAUCUUAACUCGCAUGAUGCUCGAAAAAGAGAGAACAAAAAGGUUGACUUUAGGUAACAGCGAGAAGAAGAGAAGGUUCGUGAUAUCUUCGGCAUCUUCAAAUUCUUCGACCGGAAUGGCCAUGUCAAGUUCAUCAAUCAAGAGUGAAGACGAUCAAGAAGUUGCUUUCCUCAGGGAAAUGUCCCCAAUUUCUCCACGGGACGAGAACUUGGAAGUCCAUACAUUUUAUCAAUCUUCGCCACCAAUAGAGGCUGCUUACCCGGAGUGGUUGAACCAAGGACAAGGCAUAGAUAUGUCUAUGAUUGAGCAAGACCCCUACAACUGUGCCACCAUUUCUGGUUCUUCACCGUGUUCCUCCAGCAAAAGUGGUUGUUAUGUGGUUGCGCCGCCACCAAUAAAUAGCAUAGCGAGGUAUAAUAAUGCUGGUGGUAUGAAUUCAGUUUAUUACGAAGAACUUAUGGAUGGGGAGAAUUCUAGUCCACCGCAGUAUCCAUUCUCACUGUUAGGUGGUGGAUUUUAG